AUGAAUGACCAGUAUCACCGGGCCGCCAGGGAUGGCUACUUGGAGCUCCUCAAAGAGGCCACCCGGAAGGAGCUGAAUGCCCCUGACGAGGAUGGCAUGACCCCCACCCUCUGGGCUGCCUAUCAUGGCAACCUGGAGUCUCUGCGCCUCAUUGUGAGCCGAGGGGGUGACCCGGAUAAGUGUGACAUCUGGGGAAACACACCCUUGCAUCUGGCAGCUUCUAAUGGCCACCUGCACUGCCUGUCCUUUCUCGUAUCCUUCGGGGCCAACAUCUGGUGCCUGGACAAUGACUACCACACGCCAUUGGAUAUGGCCGCUAUGAAAGGCCACAUGGAGAGCGUGCGCUAUCUGGACUCCAUCGCAGCCAAGCAGAGCAGCCUCAACCCCAAGCUGGUGGGCAAGCUGAAGGACAAGGCCUUUCGCGAGGCGGAGCGGCGUAUCCGCGAGUGCGCCAAGAUGCAGCGCAAACACCACGAGCGCAUGGAGCGGCGCUACCGGCGAGAGCUGGCCGAACGCUCCGACACGCUCAGCUUCUCCAGCCUCACGUCCAGCACCCUGAGCCGCCGGCUGCAGCACCUGACGCUGGGCAGCCAGCUGCCCUACUCGCAGGCCACGCUACACGGCACGGCCAAGGGCAAAGCCAAGAUCCAGAAGAAGCUGGAGAGGCGCAAACAAGGGGGCGAGGGCACCUUCAAGGUCUCUGAGGACGGGCGCAAAAGCGUCCGAUCGCUCUCGGGCCUGCAGCUGGGCAGCGAUGUGAUGUUUGUGCGCCAGGGCACUUACGCCAACCCCAAAGAGUGGGGCCGUGCCCCACUCAGGGACAUGUUCCUCUCGGAUGAGGACAGCGUCUCCCGUGCCACACUGGCUGCCGAGCCUGCCCACUCGGAGGUCAGCACCGAUUCAGGCCACGAUUCCUUGUUUACUCGCCCCGGCUUGGGUACCAUGGUAUUUCGAAGGAACUAUUUGAGCAGCGGGCUGCAUGGGCUGGGCCGCGAGGACGGUGGCUUGGAUGGAACAGGGACGCGGGUUCGGCUGCAGAGUUCCCCCAGCCUGGACGAUGACAGCCUGGGCAGUGCCAACAGCUUGCAGGACCGCAGUUGCGGGGAGGAGUUGCCCUGGGAUGAGCUAGACUUGGGCUUGGAUGAGGACCUGGAGCCUGAGACUAGCCCCUUGGCGACCUUCCUGGCUUCCCUGUACUUGGAGGACUUUGCCUCCCUCCUGCGGCAGGAGAAGAUUGACCUGGAGGCUCUGAUGCUGUGUUCUGACCUCGACCUCCGCAGCAUCAGCGUGCCCCUGGGGCCUCGGAAGAAGAUUCUGGGGGCCGUGAGGAGGCGCAGGCAGGCUCUGGAGCGUCCCCCGGCGCUGGAGGACACAGAGUUAUAAAAGGUGCUCCUCCUCGCCUCAGACCAAAAUGAAUUGCAAGUUGCCACAACCCAUGGUGGGGCCCAGAGGUCCUCAAAAUUGCCAUCCCUGCCGCCCCUUCUCCAGGAGCAAGGGUCACAUGGGUCACCUCCCUCGAAACCCUGUCCACAUUCUGAAGCAGACGUGUCGCCUGGAGGCACCCAGAGGGACCACAACAUUCCAGAGCGCCACUUCUGAGGAGUGUUGGAUCCCCUGAGCCACCCUCAUUGAAAAGUCCUGAAUUACAAGAGGAUUGGUGGUUAGGAACUGAUUGGCCCAGGGGGUUAGAUGACAUCAGAGCUGAAUUAGAAAUAGAGCGGGGUGGGGGGGGGUAGAGUGACCUGUCGCAGGUACAUCACCUCCCCCACCCACCUUCUCCAGUCCUUCUUAGGAGUGGAAGUGGGGUCCUGUUCUUUUUCAGGCUGGAAACUUUUGCUUCUUACUUACUGCAAUGGAAGAGUUUGGGUAUCCCCUCUUCAUAUACCCCAGAAGGGAGGUUCCCCAGCCAGACCCUUCAGCCAAAUGCCUGGUCUUUCUCUCCCCAGCACACCCUGUCUCCCAGAAGGCCAGUCCCCUGUCUUUUCCCCUUAGCUUUGCCCCCACUCCACUGUGGAGCUGGGUGUUCCCAGGGUCUCCAGAGGACCAGGGGGCCUAGAAGCAAGGUGCAUCGGUGGCCCCCAGGCCUGGAAGUCAAGGCUUACUGGCUGUAGUAUCGCAUCUGCGAACUGCCUCAUAGUCUCCCAGGCCUAGAUAGGCAGGGGGCUGGAUGCAAUUCGUGUCAGGCCCAGUGAGGAAGAUCCUGGAUAAGCAAAGAACCUGAGGUCCUGAUUGUGCCCAGGCUCCCAAGGCGCUCUCUCUCUCUCUCUCUCUCUCUCUCUCUCUCUCUCUCUCUCUCUCUCUCGUGUGUGGGGUGGUGUGUAUAUAUAGGGUGUAUGAAUUGUGUGUGUUUGUGUAUACAAUGUACAUAUAGGGUGUGUGUGCGUGUGCGUGUGUGUGGUGUGCAUAUGUUAUGUGUUGUGUGUGUAAAGUGUGUAUGUGUAGUAUGGAUAUAGGAUGUGUGUGCUUGUGUGUUGUGAUUGGUCAGAGGAAGUUUUCCCUCAGAGUCUGGAGGGGCCUGGGCUGCUCAUGAAUCUGCAUGGAUCAUGGAGAAAUGAGAACUCACUACGUGUUCAGCCUUGUGAUGGUAUGGAGGUGAAAACCAGAGCAAAGGCUAGCCCAGAGGUCCUCAGAGUGUGUCCUUAUAGCACCUCCACCACACCAAGGUUAUAGAUGUGAUUCAGUCCUCAGGAGCCAUGUGCAUGCAGGUUCAUAUCCAGCUCCCCAUGGCCAUGCCCCUCCUCCUUGUCAGCAGUGAACCCCCGUCCCAGACCCUAGCUCAGAGAGCAGGGAGCAAGCACAGACUCUAACUCCUCCUUGAGCUCCCUGGGACAGAGGAAAGAAUCCCAAAGACCUCUGCGUUCUAUCUGGAGGUGCACUACAUAUACACAUGCAGUUCUGAGUGUGGAGGAGGUGGCUUCUUUGCCACCAUUACCCUGAAUCCACCCCCAGCCUUCUUGCUUUCUGGGCCCAAGCCUGGGGCCACCUCCAAGUGCCGACUCAUUUUUCUCAGAGCCCCAGGUACUGCUGUUUCUCACCUCUUCUGACUGCUUACUG
Messenger RNA from Chionomys nivalis (European snow vole), 3054 nucleotides. RefSeq names its product USH1 protein network component sans (gene Ush1g). Gene Ontology annotation, molecular function: protein binding. The transcript has 3 exons. Gene Ontology annotation, biological process: sensory perception of sound; equilibrioception; sensory perception of light stimulus. The record is from RefSeq and is a predicted model, not a curated record. NCBI's taxonomy places the organism in Eukaryota, Metazoa, Chordata, Mammalia, Rodentia, Cricetidae. The coding region runs from base 1 to 1383 and encodes 460 amino acids.